Messenger RNA from Symbiodinium necroappetens, 2083 nucleotides. The record is from the annotation of a GenBank genome assembly. NCBI's taxonomy places the organism in Eukaryota, Dinophyceae, Suessiales, Symbiodiniaceae.
GAUCGACCACCAGCCCGACUACAAACGCCUGCUGAAGAACCACUUGGAAGAGCGGAUGAGAGUUGUGCAGGCUGGGAAGUCAGGGCCUGAGCCGCAUGUGGCAGAUAUCACUUUGGUGCGUGACUACGGUGGGAGGCUCGAAAGUUUGAAGGCUCGCGGCCACAUGUUGCAGAGCAUCGACGUUGCGAAAGCUUACGGAAAAGAAAAGGCGAUCUUCAAGGCUGAGGGAAGACUGGCAAAGCUGGACAAGCGAUUGGAGGCUCAGUUGGAACCUGACAACCAGCUUCCGGUUCUCCGUGCCUAUGUGAUCCUCAAUCGGACAGCAGACAAGCACGGCCUGAUGUACGACUACCGUCUAGCUAACUUCGCUCUGUUUCGCUGCUGCCAGUCAAGUUCGAAACGAUUUUUCGGAGCGGCGUUGCGAGUUCGGGAAGCGCCCCAGCCUUCGGAUCUCCUUUGGGAGAACCAGGAUACGCCCUGGUGGAGUCGACUUCUGAGGCAGCUUUGCAUGUUUGUCACUUUCAUCAUCAUCUUGGCGAUUUCGCUGGCGUUAAUCUAUGUGACAACUGUGUACGGCAAAAGAGAAGCCGGCGUACAGUUGAGCUACAUCGGCAACGAGAUGUGUGAUCCUGAAACGAACUACUCCGGUGCGCCCGCAGAUGACUAUAUUUGCAUUGUGAGCACUGCGGCCAACUGGACCAAGGACUUUGCCGAGGCAGAGGGCGGCAACAUUCUGAACUGCUGGUGCGAAUCUCAAGGCUAUGCGAAGUUGGUGGAGGAUACCUCCCUCGUCACCACCUGUACGCCUUGGUUCCUGAAGACAGCGCGGGGGAUCGGCAUCAUGACAGCUGCCUCCUGCGUUGUGGUACUGAUCAACUUGGUUCUGCAAUAUGUCUUGAUCGCCAUGGCCUACUUUGAGCGGCCUUUGUCCCUGACAAACCUCAACAAGUCCAUGAUGACUAAGAUCUUUCUGGCACAGACGUUGAACACAGGUUUCGUCUUGUUCAUCGUGAACACAUACGGGCCCGACGGCAUGCGAGACGUGCUGAAGGCCAUCCCGCUGAUCGGCACCUGGUUGUUCGCGGGACCGUUUGCGGACUUGACACGCGCUUGGUACGUGGUUGUGGGAGCGACCAUCAUGGUCAACAUGCUCCUGAACAUGGUAGUGCCACCUGCAGUUACAAUAGCGAACAUGUUUGUGACCUGGCUUCUGCGACGAUGUUGCAGAGGCAGAGUGAAGCACCAUUCAGAGCUCAUCGCGUAUUACACCAAUCCGGACUUUGACAUCAAGCUAAAGUACGCCCAGAUGCUCACGACCGUGUUUGUUGCACUGACAUACUCGGCCGGGAUGCCUCUUCUUUAUCUCUUCGCCUUUGGGUACAUGUUUUUCAUGUACUGGGCGGACAAGGUCGCGCUUCUCUGGUGCUCCAAGCGGCCCCCCUUCUACGAUGCCCUGCUGCCGAAGGAGUCUUCCGAAAAAUUGUUGUAUGCAAUCGCUCUACACUGUGUUUUCGCCAUCCUCAUGUAUGGGCAACCCUGCGUCUUCCCAUCCAAUCCGGUUGGUGGUGACAUAGGAAAGCUCAUUGCGGAGGGCGAGUCAGCGGCCGGCGAGCACCUGCAGGGCUGGUGGCCGAGAUUGACCAAGGAGAGUACCUGGAUGUUCGUGGCAUGGCUUAGCUUCAUGCUGGCACUAUGGGUGAUGUGGUGGCUGGUAUGGGCCUUUCAGGAGACGAUCGGCACUUUCGGCACGCUUCUUUGGCAGCUUUGCUGCGCCUCUAAAAAAGUGGAGGACGCGGACACUAUCGCAGCCAUCCAGCGCGGCGAAUCUGUCGACAGCAUUCGUCAAAAGACGGGCAAGACGGUGGACAUCGCCGCGACGAUGACAUGGCCAGAAGCUGCAGAGAUCAUCGACCGCUGCUCUCCCCCAUCCACGUACCACAUGGAGGAUCAUCCCGACAUGCUGGAAAUCGCACACCUCAUGAAAGCCGAGUACACGCGAGGAAGUGAAGUAAAUCCGGAAGGAGGGGAGCUGCCUGUUCCACAACAUCCUGGCGACAGCUUCAGCGCGGCCAUGACGAAGUGA